Messenger RNA from Mesocricetus auratus (golden hamster), 591 nucleotides. RefSeq names its product 60S acidic ribosomal protein P2-like. The record is from RefSeq and is a predicted model, not a curated record. Lineage: Eukaryota; Metazoa; Chordata; Mammalia; Rodentia; Cricetidae. Gene Ontology annotation, molecular function: structural constituent of ribosome. The transcript is spliced from 2 exons. The coding region runs from base 1 to 555 and encodes 184 amino acids. Gene Ontology annotation, biological process: cytoplasmic translational elongation. Gene Ontology annotation, cellular component: ribosome; cytosolic large ribosomal subunit.
AUGCAUGCCUGUGCAUACACCCACCCUUCUCUCGAGAGCACCAGUCCCAAAUCCACAGAACUAAGCAGCACCAGCCUAGAAGAGAAUACAAGGAUAGCAGCAAUACAGCUUCAGCCCACACGUGGCCUCACUUGUUGGCUAAAAUGGAGGAGUAAGCAGAAGGCCCCUUGGGUAACGCCACCGCCGUAUCCUCUCUCUGUCCCUUUCAGCAUUAGCUACGUCGCCUCUUACCUGCUUGCCGCCCUUGGGGGCAACUCCUCUCCCAGCACCAAAGACAUUAAGAAGAUACUAGACUGUGUGGGCAUUGAGGCGGACAAUGACCGGCUCAACAAGGUAAUCAGUGAGCUGAAUGGAAAAAACAUUGAGGAUGUCAUCGCCCAGGGUGUUAGCAAACUUGCUAGUGUGCCUGCUGGUGGGGCUGUGGCUGUUUCUGCUGCCCCUGGCUCUGCAGCUCCUGCUGCAAGUUCUGCCCCCGAUGCAGCAGAGAAGAAAGAGGAGAAGAAGGAAGAGUCCGAAGAGUCAGAUGAUAACAUGGGAUUUGGCUUGUUUGAUUAAAUUCCUGCUCCCCUGCAAAUAAAGCCUUUUCAUGUA